This is a messenger RNA of Penicillium subrubescens, 1464 nucleotides long. RefSeq lists its product as uncharacterized. Lineage: Eukaryota; Fungi; Ascomycota; Eurotiomycetes; Eurotiales; Aspergillaceae. Gene Ontology annotation, cellular component: membrane. The transcript is spliced from 12 exons. Gene Ontology annotation, molecular function: carbohydrate:proton symporter activity. The record is from RefSeq and is a predicted model, not a curated record. The coding region runs from base 1 to 1464 and encodes 487 amino acids. Gene Ontology annotation, biological process: carbohydrate transport; transmembrane transport.
AUGGCGAUGUGGUAUUCGCUGGGUAUUGCGUUCUUCGCUGCCAUCGGCACUUUUUUGUUUGGGUUUGAUACGGGUAUCGCGACGACGACUAUUGCACACCAGAGUUGGAUUGAUUAUAUGCACAAGCCUUCCCAUGGCUUGACAGGAGCUGUGGUGGCCGUGUAUAUCGCCGGCGAGGCCGGUGGUGCCCUAACACAGACAUUCAUCGGUGAUAAACUCGGGCGCAUCCGGUUCAUGCAACUGAUGUGUGUGAUCGUGACCAUUGGCACCGUCAUCCAGACUGCCUCUAUCAACAUCGGCAUGUUCCUCGCUGGCCGCGUGCUAGCCGGCUACGCAGUUGGCGGCAUGGUCGCCACAGUGCCCAUCUACCUCAGCGAGAUAUCCGACCCACGCUUCCGCGGUCUGAUCGGUGGUAUCUCCGGCUGUGGCAUCUCCUUCGGUACCAUGGUGUCCAACUGGGUCGGCUUCGCUUGCAGCUAUGCCUCCUAUGGUCCCGUGCAAUGGCGUCUCCCAUUGGGUAUCCAGAUUCCCUGGGGUGUGAUCAUGUUCGUCGGCUUGGCGACGUUCAUGCCCAACUCACCGCGUCAGUUAAUUCGUAACGGGAAGAUUGAAGAGGCCCGAAACGAGUUUUCGCGCAUUCGACGUGGCGUGAAUCUGCAUGAGGUCGAGGAGGAGUUUGUGCAGAUGCAGGCGCAGAUUGAGUAUGAGAUGGAGAGGGAGAUUAAAAGUUAUCGGGAGAUUUGGAAACUUUUCCGUCGUCGGGUGUUGGUAUCCAUUGCAGUGCAGACGAUGACUAGUCUGACUGGUGUCAAUGUAAUUCAGUACUAUCAAACAAUCCUGUACAAAUCUCUCGGCAUCGACUCGCACUCGAUUCUCGCCCUGGCCGCCGUCUACGGCACCAUCGCUUUCUGCUCCAACGCCAUCACCACAAGGUUUCUGACGGACCAGUGGGGCCGCCGCAAGAUGCUGAUCACCGGAUUGGCGGGUAUCGUUCUCAUCGAGAUCUACGCCGCUGUCAUGCAGCGCGAGUUCCAGAAUACGAAUAACCGGGUCGGCAAGGGCUUUGCUAUUCUGGGAAUUUACCUCUUCGUCGUGUGCUACUAUGGUAUGCUUAACAGUACGACCUGGCUGUACGGCGCAGAAGUCCUGCCCAUAGCGCUAAGAAGCAAAGUGAUGGGUCUCGCAGCAGCGUCACACUUCAUCGUUAAUGUUGCCAUCACCGAAGCCGGACCGAGCGCUUUUGCUACUAUUCACGAGAAUUACUACUACGUGUUUGUAGUAUGCUCGGCCUUUUUUCUUGUCAUUGCAUACUUUUUCUUCCCUGAAACCAAGCAAAAGACUCUUGAAGAAGUCGCCGCUUCCUUCGGCGACCGGGUUGUUCUGGCUGAGCAGGCUCCUAAGCGAGUCUCUGUCACGGGAAAGGCCGACCACGUCGAAACAGUCGGUGAGUCUUCGUCGGCAUAG